AUGCUGCAACAUAAAUUUAUUUUCUAUGGCCAAUAUUUUUUGAAGAUCAAUUCUUAUUCCCGGUUGUCCUUCAUUCCUCAUCGUUCAGUUUCAUAUGAUCAACAUGAAUCUCCCACUGUACCACAUCAUAUUCAUCCAACUCCAGUAUUAAAAUUAACUGACAAACUUCCAUCAUCAUGCAAUAUACUUAUUGCUGGUGGUGGAAUUAUUGGCCAAUCAGUUGCAUAUCAUUUAAGUGAAUUAAAUGUUCAAAAUAUUGUACUUAUCGAAAAAGCAAAAUUAGCAUCGGGUUCAACAUGGCAAGGUUCUGGUCAAGUAACUCAGUUACAAAAAACACUUGUUGAAACACAUUUUACUAAAUAUUCACGAGAAUUAUAUGAACGAUUACAUAAAGAAGGACAUGAUAUUGGUUUUAUUGAGAAAGGAAGUUUAUGGGUAGCUCAAACAUCUGAUCGUCUUCAUACACUUAAACGUCAAUAUUCUACGACAAAAGCAUUAGGAAUCGAUUGUGAAAUAUUAACUCAUGAAAAAUUAAGAGAAAAAGUACCAAUUAUUGAUCCACAUGAAGUUUGGGGUGGUCUUUGGUUACCGAAUGAUUUUAUGGUUGAUCCUGUACCAUUAGCUUUAACAUUUGCUCAAUUAGCAAUAGCUAAAGGAGUUAAAAUUAUUGAAGACUGUUAUGUAGAAGAAAUUCUUACAGAAAAACAACGUACUGGACAAUCGGAUCGUGUAACUGGUGCUGUAACAUCACAAGGCCAUAUUAAAUGUGAUGUAUUUAUUAAUUGUACAGGAAUGUGGGCACGAGAACUUGGAUUUCAAACUUCACCAAGUGUACGAAUUCCUACUCAAGCAUGUGAAUAUAUAUGUUUAAAAACGAAACCAAUAGCAAAUUUUCCAACAACUAUUCCAACAGUUCAUAAUCCUGAAGAACGCUUUUAUAUUCAACCAUUAGCUGAUCAUAGUGUAUUAAUUGGUGGUUUUCUGCGACAAUCAAAACCUAUUUUUUCAAAUGGCGUUCCAGAUACAUUUCAUUUUUCGCUUCUACCCGAUAAUUGGGAUGAUUUUCAUUGGAUAUUAAGUAAUACUAUCAAACGAUUUCCUAUUCUAGCUGAAAGUGAAUGUGAAACAUUAAUUACUGGUGCUGAUAGUUUUACACCGGAUGGUCGAUUAAUAAUGAAUGAAUCAGCUGAAAUUGAUAAUUAUUUCGUUGCAUCUGGUUCUAAUGGACAUGGUAUAGCACUUGCUGGUGGUGUUGGAAAAUAUAUAGCUGAAUUAAUACAUAAUGGAAAUACAAAUUUAAGUACAUGGCCUGUUGAUAUACGACGUUUUAUGCGUUUACAUACCAAUAAACGAUUUCUUCAAGAUCGUUUACGAGAAAUACCAGGAAAACAAUAUUCAUUGAAGUAUCCAACUUAUGGUAUGUCAUUAUAUCGAACAGGACGAAAAUUACGUGUUUCAGCAUUACAUCCAAAAUUACAAGGAGCUGGUGCUGCUUAUGGCGAAGUACUUGGUUACGAACGUCCACUAUUUUUUAAACCAGACGAAGCAGGAAAAAAAGAUUUUGAAGAUUUAAGUAAACAAGGUACAUUCGGUAAAGCACGAUGGUUUAAUACAGUUAAAAAAGAAUAUAAUGCAUGUCGAAAAGGUGUAGCUGUUAUUGAUAUGACAUCAUUUACAAAAUAUGAAUUAAAAUCAGCAAAUCGAAGUGUUGUGGAUUUUCUUCAAAUGCUUUGUGCAAAUAAUAUUGAUAAGCCAAUUGGUACUGUUGUUCACACAGGAAUGUUAAAUGAACAAGGUGGUUAUGAAAAUGAUUGUUCUGUUAUACGUCUGGGAGAAUAUCAUUUUCUUUUGGUGAGUCCAACAUCACAAUCAACUCGCAAUAUGAAAUGGCUUAAAACACAUGUACGAGAAGAUAAUUCUAUUUUUCUUUCGGAUGUAACUUCACUUUAUACAGCAUUGAAUGUAAUUGGACCAAAAGCUAAAUAUUUACUAUCUGAAUUAAGUGAUGAAAAUUUUAAUGAUUUUGCAAGAAUGACUUGUCAAGAAAUUGAUGUUGGUUUUGUUAGUCACAUAUAUGCAAUGCGAUUAACACAUACUGGUGAAGAUGGUUUUAUGCUUUAUAUUCCAUCAGAAUAUGCUUUAUGUGUGUACGAUAUGUUAAUGGAACAAGGUAAAGAUUAUGGAAUCAUCAAUGCUGGAUACUUUGCUCAACGAACUCUUCGAAUUGAACGUAUGUACCCAUCUUGGGGACACGAUAUUGAUAAGAAAACAACACCAUAUCAUUUAAAUCGAGAAUAUCAUAUAUCAUAUGAUAAAAAUUUUAUUGGUAAAGAAGCUUUAUUAAAACAAAAACAAGAUGGUAUACAAAAACGAUUUGUUCAAUUUCUUCUUGAAGAUCAUAAGCUUGAUACAGAUCCAUGGCCUUGGAGCGGUGAACCUAUUUAUCGUAAUGGUGAAUUUUGUGGAUUUGUUACUUCUGCCGCAUUUGGCUUUACACUUGGAAAACAAGUCUGCUUAGGAUUUGUUCAUGCACCUUCUUCAGAAAAGAUCACAGUCAAUUAUAUUCGUGGAGCUACAUAUGAAAUUGAUAUAGCAACGAAACGAUUUAAAGCACGUCCUAAUGUCUAUCAACCUACUGAAAUGGGUCCUACAGUUCUACUAUAUACAAAUUAA
Adineta steineri is the source of this 2673-nucleotide messenger RNA. NCBI's taxonomy places the organism in Eukaryota, Metazoa, Rotifera, Eurotatoria, Adinetida, Adinetidae. The record is from the annotation of a GenBank genome assembly.